Messenger RNA from Clonostachys rhizophaga, 1668 nucleotides. Lineage: Eukaryota; Fungi; Ascomycota; Sordariomycetes; Hypocreales; Bionectriaceae. The record is from the annotation of a GenBank genome assembly.
AUGCUUCUACAAUUUCUCAUAAGUGCAGCAUCUUGCGCUGUCUUUGCCGGCUCAGUGCUUGCAGCGGCUGCACCAAGCAACGCCCCUAUUGUUGAAGUGUCCAACGGCUCCUACUAUGGAAAAUACAACUCAGUAUAUAACCAGGACAUCUUUCUGGGAAUCCCUUAUGCGCAGCCCCCAGUAAAAGACUUACGCUUUGCACCCCCAAAGAGUCUUAACACCACCUGGUCCGGCCUUAGGAAUGCCACUGAAUACGGUUAUGCUUGCGUCGGUUACGGCGAAGACACCGAGGAUGCUUCGAAGAAUUUCACUAACGAAGAUUGUCUGACUCUUAAUAUCGCUCGCCCUGCUGGCAAGUCAUCUAAGCCCCUCCCAGUGGCCGUAUGGAUUCAUGGAGGAGGAUGGGUCUACGGAAGCAGCGCAGUUGGAUUGUACAACACAACCUUCCUUGUUGAACGUUCAGUGCAAAUGGGAGAACCUAUCAUUGCUGUCAGUUUUAACUACCGUCUGGCAGCCUGGGGCUUCCUCUACAAUGACCAGAUUGCGAAGGAGGGUCAGACGAAUGCGGGACUCAGAGACCAGAGAUUGGCCUUGCACUGGGUCAAGGAGAACAUUGCAGCCUUUGGUGGCGACCCUGAAAAGAUCACCAUCUUUGGCGAAAGCGCGGGCUCCGUCUCAGUAUUCAACCAUGUGCUAGCAUACAAUGGUCGUGACGAUAAGCUCUUCAGUGGGGCUAUUGGGCAGUCUGGAUCGAUUGCAGGCUUGGGCGGUCAGUGGCAGCCUACUACUGACAAAGUGGCCCUUGCCACUUACAACAUUACCCAAACUGUCUGUCCUGACGCCACUGACAAGCUUGCCUGUCUUCGCAAGGCCAAGUUUGAGGACCUGAACAAUGCCAUUAAUGCAAGCUUGAGCAUCCCUGUCGCCGCUUCUCCCAACAUCUAUGGUCCUUACAUCGAUGGAGAUAUCGUCGCCAGAAGUAUGGCGAAUCAGUUGAAGGACGGUGACUAUGUUAAAAUCCCCAUUAUCAUGGGAACCAACAACGAUGAAUCAGUGUACUUUGUACCUCCAGGUCUCAACAGUGAGGCAGACAUUCAACAAUUUCUCCUCGGGUCAUUUGUGGGCCUCAACUUGACUCAAGCCAAUGCCAUUCAAACGGGGUAUAAGUACGAUGAUCCAGAGCAGUGCUUGCCCGGUAUUCAUCGUUAUCAACUCAAUUCGACUGUAGGUAUACAGUUGAAGCGAGCCGUCUCCAUCUUGUCUGACUUGACGUUCAUCGGCCCAACUCACUAUGGAGCACAGCUUGUGUCAAAGAACAACUACAAACCCCUCUAUGUCUAUAACUUCAAUGCGUCCAUUAGCGUCGGCCCCAACUAUUAUGGCGCAGCUCAUGGAUACGAGUUGGCUUAUACCUUCUACAACCUGAAUGGAACUGGCUGGGAAGGUGAUAAGCCUCCCUUCCUGGGAGGCAAUCCAUUCAUAGGAAGGUCUAAGUCUUAUCUUGAGCUUGCCGAUGUCAUGAGUGGCAUGUGGAUUGGAUUUUUCAACCAUGGAGUUCCUGGUUAUAAGAACCAACCUGUCCCCAAGUGGCCAGCAUAUAAAGGGGGUGAUGGUCCAAUUAUGAUUUUCGACGCUCAGCCGAACAAGCUAAACACAAGGAAUCUAUAG